This is a messenger RNA of Kockovaella imperatae, 1336 nucleotides long. RefSeq lists its product as hypothetical. Gene Ontology annotation, molecular function: RNA binding. NCBI's taxonomy places the organism in Eukaryota, Fungi, Basidiomycota, Tremellomycetes, Tremellales, Cuniculitremaceae. The transcript is spliced from 3 exons. The record is from RefSeq and is a predicted model, not a curated record. Gene Ontology annotation, cellular component: cytoplasm; nucleoplasm; ASAP complex. Gene Ontology annotation, biological process: mRNA splicing, via spliceosome. The coding region runs from base 39 to 1229 and encodes 396 amino acids.
CGUUUAUUCACUGGUCUUCGACCACAAGCCAAUUCACCAUGUCCGACAGAGGUCGCUCGAGGUCUCCCAAACCACUCUCACCCUCUCCAAAGAGGAUAACUCGAGAAAGGGAUGUGUCCAUGUCCCGCUCUCGCUCUCGCUCACGUACGCCUCUCUCCCGCUCGCCUUCUCGUCGUGCCAAUGGGUCAAACGGUGACGGUGGAUUCAGAGUCAUUGUCGUCUCCGGUCUCACCAAGAACGUCCACAAGGGGCACUUGGAAGAGAUUUUUGGAGUGUACGGAAGAGUUUCAGGACUGGAUCUACCGCUCUUCAAAGUUUCCGGUUUGAAUCGAGGCAAAGCAGCGAUCGAGUUUGAUCGACCUGAACAAGCUGAAAAGGCCCUCAAGCAUAUGGAUGGGGGACAACUCGAUGGGUCUUUCCUGAAGGUCCAGAUCUCUGAACACCCUCUACCCGCUCCGCGCCAGCCCUCGCCCCUCCCGACGUAUCGUCGACGAUCUAUUUCCCGCUCACGUUCACCUCCCAUUCGACGCAGGCGCUCUCCUUCAUAUUCCCGUUCUCCUUCCCCUAGAAGAGGCUCUUAUGGCGGCGCAGGCGGAGGAGGAGGAGGAGGAGGCUUCAGACGACGCUCUCCAUCACCUCGAGGGGGUCCUGGUGGAGGAAGAUACGGAUCUGAUUCGUACGUCCCUGGUGGACGUGGUCGAGGGGGUUACGGUGGUGGUGGUGGAGGAUACCGGGGAGGGUAUGAUCGUGGCGGGUACAGAGGGCGAGGCGGCGGGCAUGGAGCUGGAGGAGGGUACAGGGGAGGAUACAAUGGAGGUGGGGGAGGUGGAUCAGCACGGUACAGGUCACGAUCUCGUUCGCCUCUACCUUCUUCAUCUCGUGCGCCUCGACGUCAAUCACCAGAGUACGGUCGAAGAUCUCGAUCGAGAUCAUAUUCUUCUCGCUCAAGAUCAUAUUCUCGGUCGGUAUCGCCAGCCCCGAGGCGAUCUACGGGCGGGGGAGGAGGAGGUGGAGCCGCAGGAUCUCGUCGAAGUCCCGUCUCUCGCAGUCCAGUUGGAAGACGGGCCAGAUCCUACUCUCGCAGCCUUUCAAGAUCCAGGAGCAAGAGUCCUGUCAGGGGUGCAACGAAGGGAGGCGAUAGGAGUCGAUCGAGGAGCGUUAGGAGUAUCAGCAUGGAGAGUGCCAGUAGGAGUCCUCCGAGGAAGAGGAGUGCUAGUCCGAGGCCGUAAGUUGGGGGACAUGCCUCCAGGCAUCGCUGCAAGAGACGAGGAGUGGAAAAGAGGAUCUUCAAGAGCCGCAGCUAGCGGUGAGGUUCAAAAUGCAGAAAGAAUGCAUA